CUUUCUCAUUGGUUAAUCAAUCAGAGGUCAAAGUUUAUUUUCCGGAAACGGCUGUGUACAGUUACCAUGGUAAUAUAAAGUUUAGGAAAUGCAUCGCGACAACAUCAGCUAUACCAGCACGAAAAAAUUGAAUAAGAUAUAGCCAUAGUCAUGUUUGAACUAGCAACAAAUCCGAAAUGUAUUGACUAGCUUGACAGCCAGCUAAAGUUAGCUAAAAGCCCUAACUAUAUUGAGUAAAUUCAAUUUGACGAAGCAUUACUAAAAUGUCAGAGAAGAAAAAAGGAAAGGUCACAGAAAGCGAAGAGGAAAGGAAUUUGCAAGUAUCCUACAUUUUCCCAAAUGGUGACAGAUAUGAAGGAGAGUGCUGCGGGUCCACAGAGGGAGUCGUGGUGAGGCGUGGUAUGGGCAAACACACCUCAGCCAGUGGUGUCACCUACACUGGAGAGUGGCAUGAUGACAAGAUGAAUGGCAGAGGGACUCUGGAGCAUCCCUCUGGGGCCCUGUAUGAAGGGGACUUCAAAGACAACAUGUAUCAUGGCACAGGGACAUACAGCUUCUCUGACGGGACCAAAUACUGCGGCAGCUUCAGCAAGAACAGGUUGGAGGGUGACGGGGAGUUCACCGACUCUCAGGGACUUGUUUGGAUUGGAGGCUUCCACAACAAGGCAGCUCCUGGAUUGAAACUUAAACUCAGCAUGUAACCCAUGACAUAAUGAAAUACUUUAGUAGUCAGCGUAUGACAGUGUGGUGAACACACCUCAUGGCACCGUGCAAUGAAUGAGUCAUUGCUUUGAGUCACACAGCCAAGAGUCCUCUUUGGAGGUGCUGAAACACAGUCUGAGUGUGUGUGUGGCUGUGUAAGCCUCAGUUAACCAACAGUGUUAAGCUAAAGCUAUUUCUACUACAGUUUAUUGGGAAUCUUUUAACUCUUCAUAAACAGCGUACAAAUCUAGAUCGGUGGAGAAAUCCAUCAAUGUUCUGUUUCUUGAACGCCAACAAGAAUGUCUCUUUACUCCCACUGAUGUCACUAUAAUGUGUGUGUGGUAUAAUUUAUAUAGUUAUUUUGCUUAAUGUCUGCAUCUGGUGUUAACUUUGUUCAACAAAUUCAGUUAUGUGAUGAAUUCCUCAAUAAGAUGUGUGGUGGUUAUGUCCAUAAGUGUUUUCAGUAAAUCAUCAAACAUCUGCUGAGAGCAUAGAACUGUGUUUCCUUUUCUUUCGUAGUUGCGUAUUUUGAGUAAUGUCUUUUACAUUUAACUUUUUUUUUACCCCCCUGACUAAAUAAGCAGAGGUCAGAGCAUUGCCAGGCCUUGUCCAUUUGUUGUUCACAGAUGUGGGUCCUUCCCCCUCCAACCCAAAGCUAGCCUAGAGUGCUGGGGGUGGUUUGUAUUGUGGGAGGUAGCAUGGCGCAUGUACUGCAUCACCCAACCAGCGUAUCAGAUCGGUGGAGAAUAUUCCCAUAUGCUUAUUAGGGUAGUACAGCACUCCACAAACACACAAAGAAUCAGAACAUUGUUCACAGGAAGGCCUUGAUUUGUGGGAAUAGUAUGCUCUUCAUUGAAACACACAUCCUUUUGUUGAGCAUCUGAACUAGCUUUUCAUCCCCAGUGGACCUGUGCUGCAGCCUUCCAAGCACAAGGCCAGAACUUGUGACACUGGUAAUAAGGCUAUGCUACAUAAGGAGAGGCAACACACACAACUUCCUGUUUUCUUGGAAGACCGCAAGCUGUGGAAGGAGUGAUCAGUUCUGAGAUUUGAGAAACUGUGCCCGCUGGCAUCAUAAGGCACGUAGUCCUCUCCUGCAGUCAAUGACCAAAAGUGCCGUUAUUAAUAUUUUUUAUAAUUACAUAAUUAACGUUUUUUUUUAUAAAACUGACGGAAAUCCUGUGUUUCUAUGUCAAACAGUUGUUAUAUUUCAGUCUUCUCUGAUGUAAAUAAAGUUUAAUAUUGGGAUGCAAACUCCCAAUUGAAUGCAUUUCAACUCUA
This is a messenger RNA of Oncorhynchus kisutch (coho salmon), 1983 nucleotides long. RefSeq names its product MORN repeat-containing protein 2. The transcript is spliced from 7 exons. The coding region runs from base 264 to 701 and encodes 145 amino acids. The record is from RefSeq and is a predicted model, not a curated record. Lineage: Eukaryota; Metazoa; Chordata; Actinopteri; Salmoniformes; Salmonidae.